This is a messenger RNA of Owenia fusiformis, 396 nucleotides long. The record is from the annotation of a GenBank genome assembly. NCBI's taxonomy places the organism in Eukaryota, Metazoa, Annelida, Polychaeta, Sabellida, Oweniidae.
GUAUGACAAGGACUCAAUUAUGUCUUACUUGGCAGAUUUUAUAAUAUAUUUCUUUGUUAUAACUUGUGAAAUAUCAUCAGUAUCACCAACACUAUUCCAGAAAGUACCUGGAUACACUUUGCAUGGAUAUAUAUUAGACAGUAUAAAUGUGAAAAGUUUGGGAAAGUGUGGAGAAUCAUGCGCUACGAAUCCUGCCUGUUUCUCAUUCAAUUUUGAGCUUGGUUCAAAACAAAAGAUGUCACUAUGUGAGCUGUUGUACUGUUCCUUGGAUGCAAACAAUUCGGCAUUGGUGCCCAACACGCUUAUGACCUAUUACAGACUAAUUUCUGAAGAAGCAACAUCUUCAGCUACCCCGCUGUGUAAUAGCUGUGUUUAUGCUCCCUGCCAAAAUGGUGG